CACGAGGCUAAUAUGGCAACAAAGCUAACGGUUUGGAAAUGCUAGCUGUCUGUUGUGCAGUUGCAGUCCCACUGUUGAAUGUGCUUAGAGCUGAAUAAGCAGCAAACAGAGAGCUGGUAAACAGAGUCAGCCCUAACCCUGAAUGAGUCAUGGCCCAGUUCGGGGGACAGAAAAAUCCGCCAUGGGCAACUCAGUUUGCUGCCACAGCUGUGUCUCAACCAGGUCACUCAGGACAGUCUCUUGACCUCAACAGCCUACACUCUCUAGGGGUGCAACAGCCGUCUCUCCUUGGGGCGUCUCCCUCUGUGUACUCUCAGCAGUCAGCCUUGGCUGCAGCUUCUCUCAGUAACCAGUCCGCAGCAAACUAUCAGCUGUCUCAGCAAACUGCUGCUUUGCAGCAGCAAGCUGCAGCGGCUGCCGCAGCAGCUCUACAGCAGUCACAGAUCAAUUCAGCACUUCAGCAGUAUCAGCAGCAGCAGCAGCAACAGCAGCAGCAGCAGCAACAGCAGCAACCUCCCCAGCAACCACCUCAACAACUGUAUAAUGUACCUCAUCAGCUCCCUCAGCCUCAGCAGGCGCUGAUCUCUCAGCCCCCCGUCGCAUUGCCCACCAGCCUGAGCUUGUCCAACCCUCAGCAAACGGCCCAGAUUACUGUGUCGUAUCCAACUCCACGUUCAAGCCACCAACAGCAGACGCAGCCUCAGAAGCAGCGAGUCUUCACUGGUGUUGUCAAUAAGCUACAUGACACGUUUGGCUUUGUAGAUGAAGAUGUCUUCUUUCAGCUAAGUGCUGUGAAAGGAAAAACUCCCCAGGUUGGUGACAGGGUCCUAGUGGAAGCUGUGUACAACCCUAAUAUGCCCUUCAAGUGGAAUGCCCAGCGCAUCCAGACUUUACCUCAGCUGGCAAAUCAGUCGCUUCAGCAGCAGCCUCAGCCUUUACCUCAAGCUUCCCCACAGCUCGGCAGCCUUUACAAUGAGCCAGGAAUGCAGCUCCGCUACACAGAUAUGCACUCUGCUGCGGACAACAGACAAAAUAGCCAGGCUCAGGCUUCUAACAUGAUCAAGUCAGGCCCAACCAUGUUGCAGUCGCUACCUCCCCCAACCACGUUCAGUGUUCAAGCCCAAGCCCCCCCACCCUCCCUUCUGCAAGCCCAGCUGUCUGCUGCCUCUCUGGCCCCUCUCCUUCAGAACCCCCCUCAGCCUCUGCUCCCUCAGCCUCCAACCAAAGAUGUAUUUGCUGGCGGUUUGCUUCAGCCCCCUGUGAGAAUAAUGCCGCAGCCACAGACCCUCCGACGAAUCGAACCUCCGACUCGUUUCACCACCCGAAACGAUCGAGGUCCUGAACUCAUCCUCCGGACUAAGGAAGAACGCAGCAGAGACAGAGACCGUGAGCGGAGGCGAUCUAGAGAACGCUCUCCCACCCGCAAACGAUCUCGAGACCGCUCACCGAGACGGGAACGCUCCCCCAGACGUCCACGCAGAGUGCUCCCACGCUACACGGUCCAGUUUUCCAAGUUCAGCUUAGAUGGCUCCAGCUGCGACUUGAUGGAGCUGAGGCGGCGCUAUCAGAGUCUCUACAUCCCCAGUGACUUCUUUAACGCGGUUUUCACCUGGGUGGACGCCUUCCCUCUUACAAGACCCUUCCAGCUCAGUAACGCCUGUAACUUCCACAUCUUGCACAAAGAAGUAGAUCCUCCGGUGAAAAACACAGCUGUGCUGGACCCUCCAGACGUUAACCACACAUACAGCGCAAAGGUGAUGCUGCUUGCUAACCCCAGUUUAGAGGAGCUUUACCACAAGUCGUGUGCUCUGGCCGAGGACCCCCAGGAAGUCAGAGACUCCUUCCAACAUCCUGCUAGGCUCAUUAAGUUUUUGGUGGGCAUGCGAGGUAAAGACGAGGCCAUGGCAAUCGGAGGUCAUUGGUCUCCCUCUCUGGACGGGGCGGACCCAGAGAAGGACCCGUCUGUCCUCAUUAAGACAGCCGUACGCUGUUGCAGGGCACUCACAGGCAUAGACCUUAGUCUGUGUACUCAGUGGUAUCGCUUUGCAGAGAUUCGCUAUCAUCGGCCGGAGGAGACACACAAGGGGCGGACAGUCCCCGCUCAUGUGGAGACAGUGGUUUUGUUUCUUCCGGAUGUUUGGCAUUGUCUUCCUACCCGCUCAGAGUGGGAAGUGCUGUCACGGCGACUCCGGGAGCAGCUGGCUGAGAAGCUGUCGGCCGAGCGAAAGGAGGCGGAUGGAGAACAGGAGGAAGAGGAAAAAGAUGACGAAGAGUCUAAGGAUGUCAGUAUUGCCACUCAUUGGACUAAACUCGACCCGAAAUCAAUGAAGGUCAAUGACCUGCGUAGAGAACUUGACUGUCGCUCUCUGAGCUCAAAGGGAUUAAAGUCCCAGCUCAUAGCGCGCCUCACCAAGCAGCUGAAGGUGGAGGAGCAGGUGGAGGAGUCCAAAGAGCCCGAGAAACCCGAAGUUAAAGUAGCAGAGGAAGAGGAGCCGCCUCGCACCGAGGACGACAAAGAGGAUGAUGAAAAAAAGAAGCAGGAGGAGCUCGAGCGUCAGCGGAGAGAAAGGCGCUACAUCCUUCCCGAUGAGCCCACCAUCCUGGUGUACCCCAACUGGGCUGCCAAAAACGGCAAAUUUGACUGCAGCAUCAUGUCCCUCAGUGUGCUGCUGGACUACAGACUGGAGGACAACAAGGAGCAUUCGUUUGAAGUUUCCCUGUUUGCUGAGCUGUUUAACGAGAUGCUGCAGAGAGACUUUGGCUACCGCAUCUACAAAGCGCUCGCUUCCCUUCCUACAAAGGAUGAGAAGAAGGAAAAAAAGGUCAAAAGGGAGGCAGACAAGAAGGACGCUGAAAAGCGGGAAAUUAAAAAGGAAAAAGAGGAAGAGACUGAGGAGCCGGUAGCAAAAAAGAGCAAAGACGAUGAGGAGGAGAAAAGAAAGUACGAUGACAAAACCAUCAAAAAGGAGGAGUCUCGGGACGACGACGAAAAUGAAGACGAGGGCAGCACAGCCAAUGCUGAAGAGUACGACCCCUUAGAGGCUGAAGAUGCAGAGGAUGAUGAUGACGACGACGAUGACAAAGACGACGAAGACUCCAACGACAGGGACAGGAGAGACCGCAGAGAUGACCGCAGGUCAUCGAAGGACAGUUCCUCUAAAGACAAGGAGAAGAAGCAGAUGGUGACCCAGAACAGGGAUCUGCUCAUGGCGUUUGUCUACUUUGACCAGAGCCACUGCAGCUACUUGCUGGAGAGGGACCUGGAGGACAUCCUGUACACUCUGGGUCUGCAUCUUUCCCGUGCACAGAUCAAGAAGCUUUUGAACAAACCUGUGGUCAGAGAGUCUUGUUAUUACCGAAAACUGACAGACAGGGGAAAGGAUGAAGCGGCUGCCUCCCUCAAUGAAGCCCAUAUAGAAAACCUCACAGGUAACAGAGCUCUGCUUCCCAGUCCGAAAGCUCCUGCUUCAUCAGAGGCGAGUGAGUCUGGUAAUCUGAUCGUGUACAAUGGAGCCAUGGUCGACGUCGGCAGCAUGAUGCAGAAACUGGAGAAGAGCGAAAAGGCUCGAGAGGAGAUAGAGCAGAAGCUCAUAACUCAGGAUGCCAAAAUGGAGGAGGAUGCAAAGCUUAAAGCUCAGCUAGAACACGCCAACAAAUCCCUAAGCAAGGAGUUGGAGGAAGUGACGAGCGCGCUCAGCCGAACCGAAGAGACUCUGAGAGCCGUGAAGGAGAAAAAAAACGUCUAUUAUGAGCUGAUGAGCAACUCGGCCAAUUCCUUGAUGACCACGGUCAAUGGGCUUUUGGAUGUACUAAAGAAGGAUCAAGUAGGUGAUUCUGGCGAGAAGGCGGCAGGCGAUUCCAUUCAGACGUCGCAGACAAACGGCGCUGACGAGUAACUUCGGAUAGAUGAAGCCAACCUGUAAUGUUGAUCUCAAGUUGUAAAUAUACCCUGAAAGUGUCACUUGAAUCUGUUUUAAUUGAGCCUUUUGUCUCCCAGGUAUGUGUAUAAAUUAACUGAGAAGUUUAGAUCCCCUGCGUGAAGUUUGACCCCCUUUUUUGUUGACUUUUCCCGUUGAGUCAUUUUAACCAGGACAAAAGCGUUGAAGCGCUUAUUUUCAAACUGACUUAGGUUCAGUUGCUAACAUUUCGUUUUGCUGUUGCUUUAGCUUGGUCAUGGCCAAUGAAGUGCUGUAUUGUGGAUUUAAAUGCCAGUAUGUGUGAGUGGUACUUGAGGUUUUUUUUUGUGUUUGUUUGUUUUUUGUUUUUUUUUUAACAAGCAAUAAUGAUGCUAUUUAUGUGCUGGAUAAUUCAUAGAGAAUUAUAAUGAAAAUAAACUGACUGGAGGGAGAAGGUGUGGAGGAGCUUUUUGUGGUUUUGGUUAAAAUUUCUCUCUGUCCUCUGUUUGCUUCAAUUAUGUUUAACAAUCAGUUAGUGGUUCAUCUGUUUGACUAGUUUAACAAGUUUCUGUUUGGGGUUUUUUUGUUUGUUUUUUUUAAACACGUAUGGCUAUGCAUGGCUCCUGCCUCUCUUGGACCUUUGUUCUGACUGUAUCCACCCACUGACUGCUCCGCCAGCCACAGUGCAUCCUGUCUUUACUGUGACAAGCAUUUGCUGAUUUUUUCUGAUGAAAAGGAAACGCGACAUGAACCCAAAGUUAAUCUCAAUGAAUGUGUGUUCAGCUGAAGGAAUGAGCAUUUUGAAAUUCACCUUUGAACUGUGUGCUGGUUUCUGUUGUUUCUAAGAAAAUUUAAAAGAACAAAAAGAGGCUUGGUUACAUUUAAUGUUCUCCAAAGUAGGCGAUUUUAUUUUUCUAUUGAAGAUGUACUCUUUGGAUGUCUUGUGCAAGAGUAAAGUGGUCCUUUUAACACUACAUUGUGUCUGUGUAUGCAUUGCUUAACAAUAAAAUACAGUCUAUUUAAA
Gambusia affinis (western mosquitofish) is the source of this 4920-nucleotide messenger RNA. RefSeq names its product cell division cycle and apoptosis regulator 1 (gene ccar1). The record is from RefSeq and is a predicted model, not a curated record. The transcript has 26 exons. Gene Ontology annotation, biological process: regulation of DNA-templated transcription. NCBI's taxonomy places the organism in Eukaryota, Metazoa, Chordata, Actinopteri, Cyprinodontiformes, Poeciliidae. Bases 150 to 3896 code for a protein of 1248 amino acids. Gene Ontology annotation, cellular component: nucleus.